Malus domestica (apple) is the source of this 2113-nucleotide messenger RNA. NCBI's taxonomy places the organism in Eukaryota, Viridiplantae, Streptophyta, Magnoliopsida, Rosales, Rosaceae. The record is from RefSeq and is a predicted model, not a curated record.
CCCACACCCCACUUUCUCUCUCUUUCUCCCCUUAACCGCUUUAACCCUCACCGCCUCUCUCUCUCCUCCCCUUAGUCGACCCACACCGCACAUUACUCUCUUUCGCACGGAAGCAUCGCCUCCUCCAGCUCUCUCUCUUACCGACCCGUAUAAAUACAAAGUAUACCCCAACCCUAAUUGUCAACCAGCCGUUCUCUCUUCUCUCUGUUUCUCUCUGUUUCUCUUUCUCCUCCCCGCGCUCAAAUCCUUGCCUCCUUCCUAAAUACAGGCUAAAUUAUUGAAUAUGACAAUGCCCGAGGAUGGGAAGAGUUGGAUAUUGCAUAUGCAAAUGGGCAGGCAACUAUUGGCUUUGGAUAUUGUCAAAUUGAUGGAGUGGUCUAAACUGCACAAGUCUCGCAGGCCACCAAAGCCCGAGUUCAAACUGUUGCACAACGGAUUUUAUCCCGACCAUGACAGCGACAACGAGGGCAGCCGCACAAGCACAACCCGCCCACGCUCUCUUCCAUGGGGCAUGAGAUAUGUCAUGGUCGACUCCAAGCCUUAUAUUGUUGGAGGACAAUUUAGUCUUCAACCCCCUUCCUUUCCUAAACCCCUGUGGGAAUCUCCACAUAUCUACAAUCAUCCGGCUUUGGAUGAUAUCCGCCCUCAUUUCGAAGCGUUGAAGAAGGCUUAUAAAGCCCCACCCGAUUGGGCCAACCUCGAUGUUGUAUCCUAUGUGCAAGUCUAACCUUCCCCGCAUGUGUGGUCCGAAGCUCCAACCCUUCGUGGCCACCAUUGACGACAAGAUUUAUGUCUUGUCUACAGAGUACAGAGGAAAGGACGUCCAAGAAACCUCACCCGCCCUGUUUGAGGUCUUCCAUCCUUCCCUUCUUCUUUGGAAAGUUCUACCGAAUCCUCCAUUCAUCGUUGAUGUUAAGAUUGAGGGUGUAUUCAUGGAUUGCUGCUACACAUGGGAUAAGAAUCUCAUUGUUCGAGACCGGAUGACUGGCCAACGCUAUCAGUUUGACACUAGUUCAGAAAAAUGGCACGAAGAUUGUGGCAUCAUGGGCGGAAUGUAUGCCCGGGGAGGUUUAGCACAGUAUAAGGAUUUUCUCCUUUUUCCCCAACUAGGGUGUGUCUGUAGUUAUCGAUCGGGUUGCGGUGGCCUUUCCUUCGACUCUCAGGAGGUGGAUGGGCUCCGGAAGAUAUUCCGUCCCCAUAUAAACAACUGCACUUCUUUCAUCACCCAGUUUGGCGAGGAAGACCUUAUGUGCAUCGUGUGCUCCGGCUUUGACAAGCUGGGUUUCUGCUGUUGCCGUGUCGCAGUCUUCAAGGUGUCGAUCGAGGGCUUUCCUGAGAAUCCAUCCAUUCGUGCUGAUGUUGUAGCCGAAGCAACAUACUAUUUCAGUGAUGAAGUCAUUCCCGACGAGAAAAUCUUCCAAGUGUUUGCCAUGCGUGAUUAUGCAAACAAGCUUGAUGACUUGGUCGAUGCAAGUUGUUUGAAGGAGGAUCUUCCUGGGUUGGAUUGGGCGUUGGCUGCUGUGAAGGGGCGGGGAAGAAAGCGCGAGGAGGAGGCGGUGCUGGUGAGUGGAAUGAAAGAAAUUAUUUGGUUUGUUUUUGUUUGCUUUAGGUUUGUUUGUAUGAUAACAAUGUUUCUUAUGGUAUAAUGAUGCAGGAAACUAGGAGCCAAAGGAGGAGAGAGAACUGAUCCUGAAUGCAUUAUGCAUGCAUGCAUAUUUGUUUCUAACUUUCUACUGCUUAACAUGAAAAUAAAGUCUCUUUUACAUUAGAUAAGUAGACAAUGGGAAAACCUAUAAUUAGAAAAGAUGGCAUAUACUCAGAACUCAAUCAAGACGAUGCAAAUAUGAUCGAAACAAUCCACAAACAGGACUUUCGAUUCCAUGGGAGGACCAAGAUCGACAUAAACCACCACUUACAGCUUGGUCGGAAGCACCAAUGUAUUUAUUCACCAAGUCCUUAGAUGGAUAUGGUCUUGAUCGUACAGGAACUGACGACUACCAUGCAAAGCCUGUAAUGGAUCUUUAUGCUGUAUUCAAGUCAAGAACAAAAUCAUUGGACUGUUGUUAUUCUAACAAAUUAAAAAUUGUCCCAAUAAAAUUUUAUUGGAAACCUG